Molecule: messenger RNA, 1248 nt
Organism: Saitoella complicata NRRL Y-17804
Lineage: Eukaryota; Fungi; Ascomycota; Saitoellomycetes; Saitoellales; Saitoellaceae
Product: carbonic anhydrase
Exons: 2
Coding region: 268-1248 (326 amino acids)
Molecular function (GO): carbonate dehydratase activity; zinc ion binding
Source: RefSeq, a predicted model, not a curated record
GCGAAUUGGGGAGGCGAGCGCUAGCGAGUUAAUUACGAAACUCAUACGUGCAUGUGAAGCAUCGAGGUAGGAGAGUAGAGAGGAGAGCUUUGUGCCGCCGUAUCAGAUCGAUUGCUUGCUCAGCCUCGUCAUGACUUCCAUAAAACUGGCCUUACUCCUCGCUCCUUGGGUUCGUCAGAAUCAACAUUCCUUCACAUAUCUCAGGCUCAGCUAGUCUAUUUUGGUCCGUAUUCCUCCUCCUUACGAAACUCUCUUACAGUCUCUAUCAUGAAGAUGCACGCUUCCAUCCUCAUCGCAGCCCUCGCUGCCUCCGGCCACGCCGCCGCAUCCUGCCUCCACGGCACCCAAUUCUACAAACGCGAAGCCGAAUCCGCAACCGUCUCCACCGACGAAGCAAUCGAAAACGCCGUCCAACCCGAAGAAGAACGCAAAAUCCAAUUCUCCUACACCGGCGAGACCGGACCUCUGAACUGGCACAACCUCGCUGCGGCCAACAGCAAGUGCAAUACCGGUCUUAACCAGUCUCCCAUUAACCUCGACUACACUGUGAGCAACAUCUCUGGAUCCGCGAUUCAGAUGAAUGUUCCUACUGUCCAGGUGGCACAUCUGGAGAACCUCGGUACCACGCUCGAGGUCGCCGUGAACGGUACGACCAUCUACGACAACAAAACCUACAGCUUGGCUCAAUUCCACUUCCACACCCCCUCCGAGCACCGUUUCGCAGAGGAGUAUAUGCCCCUCGAAAUGCACAUGGUUCACCAAGCUGAAGACGGAUCCCUCCUCGUCGUUGGCCCCUCUUUCCAGCUCGACGAGGAAGGCGGAGACAAAUUCUUGGAUGCCGUUGUGCAUGAUAUCUCGGCUGUCCAGCACAAAGGUAACGAAACCGAGACCGAGGAACUCGAUUUCUCAGAGAUCAUCGAGUUGGUGACUGGCUCCGAGGCGCAGAACUUCGUCUAUUCCGGAUCCCUCACGACCCCUCCUUGCGCUGAGGGCGUCACCUUCAUCAUCCCCCACAAGCAACUCUCCCUCUCUAUCAAGCAAUACAACGCCAUGAAGUCCAUCAUUAAGUUCAACUCGCGUUACACUCAGAACGCUCCCGGAGAGGCCAACUUGUUGCAGGUUGCAUCGGUUGAUGAGAGUGCGUCCGAGGAAAUUAACUUGACUAUUCCUAAGUCUUUUGCGGAGAGCAUUCCUAAGGGACAGUGUUUGGUCAAGGUCCUUGGUACUUGUGUUGUUGGUGCAUUUUAG